CUUGCUAUAAUACAAAUCCUGAUGGACCUCAUAAAGAGUUAACGAAUACUCCAAAACUUUGUAAAAAUCAUCUUAAAAAAUGCCCAUACUUUUUAAGUCAAUAUUCAAAGGAAGAAUUAACGGUUAUAUUUUCAGAUGCUAAUGACGACAAUGAUGACCAUUCAGAAAUAGAAAUUUCUGAACCAACUACAAAACGUGCCCGUAUAGAAAAAAAAUCACAAACGAAAGUAACACAAUUUGUAUAUUAUCCCCUUUCUGAAACUACUCAACAACAAUUUGAAAGGCAUUUGGUACGUGGUACUGUGGCAACUGGUUCUUCUUUUAGAUGGAUUGAGGAUGAGGAUAUU
Messenger RNA from Funneliformis geosporum, 347 nucleotides. Lineage: Eukaryota; Fungi; Glomeromycota; Glomeromycetes; Glomerales; Glomeraceae. The record is from the annotation of a GenBank genome assembly.